UCAUAUCUUAAUCACAUCACACAUGAAAAUAACAUGUUCUCUGUCUUUAGUUCUUUAGAGGAAUAAUAACAGGUGCAGAAAAGGGAUGGACGCUUUUGGAUGUUUAAAACGAGCUGGUCUUUUGAGUAUAUUGCCAUUUUCACCAUUACAGUAAGAUGGACAUUUGGUCUCCUAAACUGCACCUUGCUACGUGGACUGUGAUGAGCUUCCUCUGUGUGUUUUCUCAUGAGGUGACGGUGAGGGACUCUGACCUGAAGCUGUGUGAGAAGGACGAGCGAUUGUGUGUCACUGACCUCAGAGACUGUGCCCCUCGACCUCCUGCAUCUAUACAGAAGACGCUGAACAUGUCCUGUUGCUACCAGAUAUCACACAGAUCCAUGACAUGUGAGUGGAGUCAGGAGUCAAACAGCUUCACUGAGUCUGACGUCUCUCUCAUCUUCAGCAGCGGAGAUACAAUCAUAUCCUGUCAGGGAAUCUUCAACCCUGCAGCUGUCCUCAACAUAACAGCUAGGAUCAAAAACUACAUGAUGGGGAGGGAGAUCUGGUCCCAGCCUCAUACUGUAUUUCUUUAUGAUGCAGUCAAACCCUCUCAGCCUGUAUUAACUGUCCUUGGCUCCACUGAGGACUCUAUUGUUGUGUCUUGGAGAAGCAACGUUGGUGACGGCAGUUGUCGGCUUCGCUACAGAGACAACAACACUCACACAUGGACCCAGGCUCCAGAUUACGUCCCUGCACAUCAAGAUCAGACACUGACCUACACGAUCACAGACCUCCUGACGUUUACCGUCUACAGAGCUGCUGUGGCCUGCAGAGAGGACUUCGGCAUCUGGAGCGACUGGAGUUCUGACGUCAGCACGAGGACGCUGGAUAGGGUGCCCUCCAGGCCUCCAGAGGUGUGUUACAGAGUGGAGACAACAGACUCUGGUGGAUCUUUUCUCCUUCAUCUCAUGUGGAAGGACCUUGACCUCCGUGAUGCCAGAGGUCGUAUCCUUGGAUACCAGGUGAGCUACAAGCCAGUGAAGAAGCAGCAGCUCCAGGACAGAAUAAUUCAAAAUGUCACAGAUGUGACGGCGCUCCUGGUGGUGGAAGAGGGGAACUGCAGUGUCACAGUUACUGCCUUCAAUACGGCCGGCUGUGGACCUGCUGCACAUCUCCGCAUUGACACACAAACACAGAACACUCUCUCGUCAGUCAGAAGCUUAUGGGUGUCCAGUUCUUUCCCGGCUAUGAAGGGCCUACUGGUCCAAUGGGAGAGCCCCACAGCCUCGCCCUCUGUCCCGCCUGUCAGUCAUUUUGCUGUUCAGUGGCGCUCCGAGACUCGUCCAUCCACCAGCCGCUGGACCACAGUGGGCUACAACACCACCUCCACUGUCAUACGAGAUGUUGACCCUGAUGAGUCCUACCUGAUCAGUGUGUUCCCCAUCUACCCCCAUCAGCAGUGUGGAUCUCCUCAGUUGCUGCCUGCCAGUCUGCAGCAAGGAGCACUGAUGGAGCCGGUCCAACUGAAGGUGGGGGUCGUGACCAAAACCACAGUGACAGUGGUGUGGGUGUGGCAAAGGAAGGCUGGACCAAUCAGAGUGAACAGAUACAGAGUCAUGCUGACAAAAGAAUUGGAGAGCAAAACACUGUCUUUGUGGCCGGACCAAUGGCAGCUCACCUUCAACAACCUGAAACCCAACACUGAGUAUUCUCUUCUCCUAUUGGCUGAUGAUGUUUCCAGAAACAUCAUCCCUGUGAGGACAGACUUUGAUGAGAUGCCAGCGGUGGCUACAGCGACUCCUCUGCUGCUGCUGGCUGUCACUGUGCUCAUCAUCUCCAUCCUGUCCAGGACUGUGUACAAGUCGUACUUCUUCCCGCCCAUCUCCAGCCCCCGGGCCAGUACGACAGGCCAGUGGCUGAUGGACCCAAACCACCAGAAAACUGCAGUGAUAAACCUCCUGGAUAUUGAGGACUUCCAGGUGACAGACGUACUCGGAGAGAAGAGUCUCAUCACGGUCUGUCCGAAUGUCCAGCCCUCCUCAGAAGAGGACCUACAUGAAGACACCUCUCUGCUGUUGAUCAGCCGCCUCAUCAUCAAACCGUCAGCCCUAGAACUGGACCCAGAGUAUAUUUCUGAUGCUCCAGUGAUCACAGAGCACCCACUGGUUUCUCUCCAGUCCUACCAUGCUGACUACACAGUGAGCUGCCGACAUCCUGACACAGUUUUCCCAUCUGAGGAGAGCAGUGAGGCCGACGCUGCUAUGCUGCAUCAGACACGUGAAGCCAACAGCUGCUUUCCUCAGAAAGAGGAAGAGAGUGACUUUUCUGAGAGGUUACAUCAGAAGGAGAAGGAAACUGCACUGAAAUGUCAUUUUCCUGAAUUCAUGGAAAACAGUCACUGUGCUUAUCAGAUAACCUGUGAAGCAGAGUAUGUUUCUUCUUUUCUGGGGAAAACAGAUGUGUAAACAGUGAGUGGACACUGGUUUUAUCUGAUCUGUGAGACUGAUUAUGGACAGAGUACUUCAGUGCAACAUGCCGGGUUAAACACAGGUGGAAAAGUGAGAGUAAAUGGUUACAGACAUGCUGGUGAUUCCUGGCUGUAAUCUCUAUUACACAGCAGACAACCUACUGUAUUCUUAACCACUGGAGGGGCAAAGCACAUUGCUUUGGCUGGUGGGUGGCACCUGAAUUAAAAGAGUGUAUUCUCUUA
Perca fluviatilis (European perch) is the source of this 2689-nucleotide messenger RNA. Its product is annotated as interleukin-6 receptor subunit beta. The transcript is spliced from 15 exons. The record is from RefSeq and is a predicted model, not a curated record. Gene Ontology annotation, biological process: cytokine-mediated signaling pathway. Gene Ontology annotation, molecular function: cytokine binding; cytokine receptor activity. NCBI's taxonomy places the organism in Eukaryota, Metazoa, Chordata, Actinopteri, Perciformes, Percidae. Gene Ontology annotation, cellular component: signaling receptor complex; external side of plasma membrane. Bases 156 to 2444 code for a protein of 762 amino acids.